AUGGCGGAUGCAGCAAAGAUACAAGAACUUCUCGCCAAGCCUCGCAAUGAGCUCACUGAGUUCGAGGUCGCCCAAAUCGAAGAACAUGAAUUCACAUCCGGUCCCCUCUCUCUCCUCCAAGCUGCUGUCCGCUCUCAUGGACAAGUAUUGAUUUCCUGCCGUAACAAUCGAAAAUUACUUGCGCGUGUCAAGGCUUUUGAUCGUCAUUGCAAUAUGGUGUUGGAGAAUGUAAAGGAGAUGUGGACUGAGACGCCAAGGUUGAGCGGUGGUGGAAAAGGGAGACCAGUUAAUAAGGAUAGAUUUAUUAGUAAGAUGUUUUUAAGAGGAGAUUCCGUCAUUCUAGUCCUUCUAAGCUGA
Sclerotinia sclerotiorum 1980 UF-70 is the source of this 357-nucleotide messenger RNA. RefSeq lists its product as hypothetical. The transcript has 4 exons. Lineage: Eukaryota; Fungi; Ascomycota; Leotiomycetes; Helotiales; Sclerotiniaceae. Gene Ontology annotation, molecular function: RNA binding. The record is from RefSeq and is a predicted model, not a curated record. Gene Ontology annotation, biological process: RNA splicing; spliceosomal snRNP assembly. Gene Ontology annotation, cellular component: U2 snRNP; U1 snRNP; U4/U6 x U5 tri-snRNP complex. The coding region runs from base 1 to 357 and encodes 118 amino acids.